Messenger RNA from Sebastes umbrosus (honeycomb rockfish), 611 nucleotides. Its product is annotated as multidrug resistance-associated protein 4-like. The record is from RefSeq and is a predicted model, not a curated record. Gene Ontology annotation, biological process: transmembrane transport. Gene Ontology annotation, molecular function: ABC-type transporter activity; ATP binding. The transcript is spliced from 5 exons. The coding region runs from base 16 to 378 and encodes 120 amino acids. Lineage: Eukaryota; Metazoa; Chordata; Actinopteri; Perciformes; Sebastidae. Gene Ontology annotation, cellular component: plasma membrane.
UGGCUUUUUUUUUUCAUGUGUCCUGCAGCUCGGAGUCCAGUGUUCUCCCACCUGUCGUCGUCUCUUCAGGGCCUGUGGACCAUCCGAGCCUUUGGAGCAGAGGAGAGGUUCCAGAAAGCCUUCAAUGCCCAGCAGGACCUGCACUCAGAGGCCUGGUUCCUGUUGCUGACCACCUCUCGCUGGUUCGCUGUCCGUCUCCACGGCAUCUGCUCCAUCUUUGUUACCGUCACCACCUUUGGCCGCCUGCUGCUCAGAGACUGUGCAGCUGAAGUCCGCGGUGGAGGAGCUGCCCGGGCAGUUGGAGACGGUUCUGGCCGAGUCGGGCUCCACCUUCAGUGGGCCAGAGGCAGCUGGUGUGUCUGGCCAAAGCCAUCCUGAGGAAGAACCGCAUCCUGGUCAUCCACGAGGCCACGGCCAACGUGGACCCCAGGACAGAUGAGCUGAUCCCUCAUCAUCUCAACACCAUCAUAGACAGCGACAGGAUACCGAGCAGAGUCUUCUGACCACAACUGAGGAUGACGGACUUUCUUCAUCCACGUCUUCGUCGUCUUCUUCUUCUGCUGAAUGAAUGCAGACGGUGUACACAGAAGGGUGGGAGGGGGUCAUGCAGG